GGAAGCCAGGCUCAUGGGGUCUGCUGGGGGCAUGGCAAGUAGAACCCUGGCCCUGUGUGAGGUGAGGCAUGGUUGCCGGGUGACUGUGCCAGGGCAGCCACUCGCCAUCAGAAGCACUCUGCUUGCUGUGCUCACCCCUCAGCUGUGGCCACCCUGGUGCCACUCCUUCCCUGGCCACCAUGUCACGGCAGCUCAACAUAGACACAUUACGGCAGAACUUCUGGAAGGAGGAAUAUCUGAGGGAAAAGAUGUUGCGCUGUGAAUGGUACCGCAAGUAUGGGUCGAUGGUGAAGGCCAAGCAGAAGGCUAAGGCUGCAACCCGCCUGCCCGUCAAACUGCCCACCCUGCACCCCAAAGCCCCACUCUCACCCCCACCCGCCCCCAAAUCAGCCCCUUCCAAGGUGCCCAGCCCUGUCCCAGAGGCUCCUGAAAAGGAGAUGUCGGAAAUGUACCCGAUACCACCUGUCACCCGAGCCCUGCUGUAUGAAGGCAUCUCACACGACUUCCAGGGGCGCUACCGCUACCUCAACACUCGAAAACUGGACAUGCCAGAGAUGCGAUACCUCUUCCCCGUCACCACCAGCUUCAUGUAUGGCUGGCAGCUGGGCCCCCCAGUGAAGCAAGAACUGGUCUCCUGCAAGAUGUGCCGCAUUGAGUCAUUCUUCCGCAAGAACGGGGCCUUCGCACUGCUUGAUCCCCGAGACCUGGCCCUCUGACCGUGGGCCAGGUGUGGGCUUAGGGGAAGGAAGAAGAAAUAACAGGCCUCCUGGUGGGGCAAAGCUGCUGUGUGUGACUGUGCCCCUCUGCUCUCCCUGGCUCUGAGGCUGCAUUCAGGCCUUUCUGAAACUAUCUGACCUGCAAGUUGCCCUCUUG
Messenger RNA from Symphalangus syndactylus (siamang), 873 nucleotides. It is a transcript of the gene SPMIP1, whose product is annotated as sperm microtubule inner protein 1. The record is from RefSeq and is a predicted model, not a curated record. Lineage: Eukaryota; Metazoa; Chordata; Mammalia; Primates; Hylobatidae.